Saccostrea cuccullata (small rock oyster) is the source of this 2940-nucleotide messenger RNA. Its product is annotated as eukaryotic translation initiation factor 4H-like. The record is from RefSeq and is a predicted model, not a curated record. Bases 23 to 886 code for a protein of 287 amino acids. NCBI's taxonomy places the organism in Eukaryota, Metazoa, Mollusca, Bivalvia, Ostreida, Ostreidae. Gene Ontology annotation, molecular function: RNA binding. The transcript has 7 exons.
AGCGGAUGUAGUUUUUUACAACAUGGCCGAGUAUGGAAAUGAUUAUGGGGAUCGAUACAGCGGCGGUGGCGGCGGCGGUGGAUACGGAGGACGUAGAGGAGGGAGGAACCAAGAGAAGAAACCACUACCCACAGAACCACCCUUCACUUGUUACGUAGGAAACUUACCUCAAGGACUUGUCCAGGGCGACUUAGAAAUCAUAUUCAAACACUUGCGGGUUCGUAGUGUACGUCUAGUCAGAGAUAAAGAAACAGAUAAAUUUAAAGGAUUUUCUUAUGUGGAAUUUGAAGACAUUGACUCUUUAAAGGAAGCCCUCACAUAUGAUGGAGCAUUAUUUGAAGAUAAAAAUAUUCGUGUUGAUGUAGCAGAGGGUAGAAAUAAAGACAAAGGCCAAGGAUUCCAAGGCAACCGAGGAAGAGAUAGGGGUGGAUUCCGAGGUCGCGGGGGCCGUGGUGGUCGAGGUGGCUACCAGGACCGAGGCGGUGACAACUGGGGCGGUGACCGGGGGUAUUCAGACCGCGGGGGCUAUAACAGGGGAGGCUAUCGGGGGGACUACGGUGGUGGCCGGGGCCGCCAUGACGGAUUUGGGGGUAGGAAUCAGGAUGGUUUUGGUGGUGGAAGAAACCAUGAUGGUUUCAGUGGUCGCUCCAGGCAAAGACAGAAUAGUGGACCCUCAGAAGAACUAAGGGAACCCUCACCUGAGAGUGCGGCACAGCGCCCUAAAUUAAAACUUUUACCACGUAGUAAAGAGCCUGCUAAUGCAGCAGCAGCACCUGGGACUAGAAAUGCCAGUAUAUUUGGCACGGGGAAACCCCGGGAUGCAACAAACGAUGCUGAUGUUCCCACUGAUCGCAGUCGUACGACUAGUGAAAACAGCAACCAUUAGCUAUAAACAGAAAUCAUUAACCAAUUGUUUGUAAAUAUUGUAAAUUUCUCGUGUACAGAAUCACUUGAUACAUGUAAUUUUUGAGAAAAUUCUUAAAACACUUCUCACAUGAUAUAAAUUCUGAUGUAUGCCUUGCUAUUUCUACAGACUUGAAAUAGUUUGAAGACAGAUUUAUUCCCAUUUCCUGUACUACUUUCUUAAUCAACAUAAAAUUUCCCCUGUGUAAAAAUAGCUCUUUAUGUCAAAAAUCUGAACCUCUGCUUGUAGUUGAACUCUGCUGUUAGCAGUUGGAUUGUGUUUGUUGUUGACUAUGUACACUGUAUUUGAUAAUGGAUGAAUUAUUUCAGUUAUUGUGGCUGUAAACCUGACAUGACAGGUUUUACUUGGGAUGAAGUAUCCUCACCUCGCUUUUAUCUCACAAUUUACAUUGGUUUUGUGAAAGGAUUGUGUAGUAUUUUGUUGCAAGGGGAAUAACUUGUUUCAAGCAAUGACUAAAUUCGCUCUUUUUUUUUUUGAUAAUUAUUACUUAGAAUUAAUUUUUUUUUUAUUGAGCAGAGAUGUGCCCUGCUUCAAUGUACAGUUUGAUAUUCCUUUAAUGAUAUUCUCAUUAUGCCACAGAAUAUUUAUAGUACACAAUGAAAAUAACUCUGUCCUGUUGUUCUCUCAUCAUUCUAACAGUCCAAGCUAUAGUUGUCUUGGAACAAGAUACUCCUCCCCAAUACAUAAUACUGACUUUGAAUCUUUUUGGUACAUUUUUUCCUAAAUUUUUUUUUUCCUUUAGUGUUGGAGUGCAUAGGAGUAUCCUGUUUCCAUGAACAUAUAAGAUCAGUGAUUUUACUAUUGCUGAGAGUUCAACAACGGGUUGGAGAAUUUUUUGCCCUGAUAGUUAAUUUCUUGUACAUGGAUGUCCAUUAAAAUUGAACUCCUUUUGUUUUCAUGAAUUUUGGUGUGUGUGUGUGUGUGUGUGUGUGUUUGACAUAUUUGCAUCCCAUAAUUACAAGUAUCCAUUAGUGUUAAGAUAUCAUUAAAUAUGAAAGAUUUUGAGCAAUAUUACUUACGGUAACAAUUAACAGACAUAUGAAAACAUAAAUUUUUCAAUACAUACCUGUCUUUUCAAUCCUUUUUUGUUGCAAAAGGUUGUAAGAAAAGAGGAUAGAAUUCUAAGCUGAUUUAUUUAUUAUUUGUUUAUUUUUACGGAGCAACUGUCUUGUGGAAUGUAUCUGUGCAUUUUGUAGUUGACGUAUAUUGUAGCUAUUGGCUUCUUUUUGGAACUGUUUUCACUUUUUUUUCUGCCUUUAAAUAUACCUGAACUUGUUUGCUUAAUUAUUUCUUUUUGUCAAUUCAUCGAAAACAUUUUUAAUGAUCUAUACCAGUGGAGAGGAUGUACCUACCCGUAAUGCAUUGAUGCAUGUUAUCUCAACCCCCCCCCCUUUUUUUUUGAAAAAGAAAAAAUUUCACUUAAAAAAAAAACAAACCUUUGUAUUGAAUAAGCAACAUUGAUUAUGCGUAACAUUGCAUAUAUUAUUAUGAGUACAGUUUAGAUAAAAAUUUUCUUAAUAUUGUGUAUUAUGAAAAUUGGUCAUUUAAAGCAUAUUUUCUUUUGAAUAACAUGUCUUUUAAAUCAACACAGAGGAAAUAUUCCAAAGCAGUUUUAAAUUGCAGUGUUUUGUUAUUGAUUCAUAAGCAUAUUUUGAUAUUGAAUUAAUUGAAAUAAACACUAAUCUUGAUGAUACAUAUUUCAAUAUGUAAAUAAUUCUAGUUUUAUCAAUUUAAUUAUGAUAAAAAAAAUUGAUGAAUUUUUUUUCUAUAUGUCCAAAAAUUGUGUGUAUAAUGACAGUAAAAUGGGGAAACUUGUUUUUACUUGUGAGAUAUGGCAUACAUGGUGCUCAUUUGUGUGUGCUUAUGUACAUAUCUCUCGUCCAUUAUAGUGUCUGUGAAUAUAUAUACCCGUACUAUACCAUUGUGAUGUCAUGCAUUGGUGUUACAAUUUUUUUUUUGUACAUUGAAAUUUAAACCAUGAUGUACAUGAAGCAGAAAUAAAAUAUUGAAAGAAA